CGGCCGCUGUGGGGACGGCGCGAGCGCCAGCUCUGGGUCUCGCCGCGGCGGGGCGGCGGCGGCGGGCGGCGGCAUGAGGGUGAGCCUGGGCGUCCUCUCCCUCUUCGUGGCCCUGGUGGGAGUUUUAAGCUUCAUCUUCCUCGUGGUGGCCAUCGCGACGGACUUCUGGUACAUCAUCGAUGCCUCCAAGCUGGAGACGUCCCGCAACGGCACGGACGCCCUCAGCUCGCACUCGGGGCUGUGGCGGACCUGCCGCGUGAGGAGUGAAUGUUACCCUCUGAUAAACCCUUUCUGGCAUGAGAAUGCAAACAUCACCGAUUCACACAGACAGCUUUUGUACAUGCAUGGAACAUUUGUCAUCCUGAUGCCUCUCAGCCUGAUAUUGAUGAUUUUUGGAGGAAUGACUGGAUUCAUCAGUAUUCUUGCAAGGGCCUACCUACUGCUUCUAAUGACAGGACUGCUUUUUCUUUUUGGAGCUCUCGUUACACUUACUGGGAUCAGUGUCUAUAUUGCAUAUUCAGCUGCUGCCUUCAAAGAAGCUGUCUGCCUCCUGAGGAGUAAGGAUCUCCUGGUAGAAAUUGACAUCAGGUUUGGCUGGUCACUGGCACUAGUCUGGAUCUCAUUUGUCGCAGAAGUGCUCACUGGGGCUGUGUUUCUCCUGGCAGCAAGAGUUGUGGGUCUGAAACGGCGACGUGAGCAGGCGUUAUGAUCAACAGGAUCUUUCUUUUCCCUCAUAUCUCCCCAAAGAGGCCAUCCUCUCUCCUGUAUCACAAUAGCACUAUUUCUUUGGGACAACACACAACAAUGGGAUGAUUUGAGAAACCAGAGAACCCCAGAAGCCUAAUCCCUGCCAGCUAUGUGUAACAUCUGAGGAGAGACACAACAUCAUGUUCUCUUUCCUAAAAUCAUUACUUACAGGGUGAAAACAAAGAAAUUAGUCAUUUUCUAAAAUUGUGCUUUGGUGCUGUAAUAAAAUGAAAUGAUGUAAGGCAUAGAUACUGUGAAUGACUUGAUAUUAGUUCUCCGGCAGACAGUAGUGACUACUGAUGGUGAAGUUCUCAAGUGCAGUUCGAUGAGUGUACUGCAAGAGAAAGAUACAGCUGCUUUUCCAGAUGUUUUAACGAACUACUGUAGCCAGCCCCAAUCUAUCAGAUGCUCAGGCUACAUACUUAUCUUUCAGCUUAUUACUAUCUGCUUUUUCAAUUCUGUAAUGCAGAAGAUGAAUCUGAUGCAUUUCCCAGUUUUUAUUUAGCAAUUUUGAUGAUGCUUCAUGGUCAUGAUGUAUGCAGAUGGUUUGUGAUAGAAUAUGUUUAACUUGUGCUGAAAACUGCUGAGUAAAACUGAAUGCACAGGAUACCUGAAUUUAAUCUUAGGUGUCAAGCAAUCUAUUUAUUAGUUUUUCCUCUGGGUAAUAGUGUUUAAGAGAAAAUUUAUUUCAGUGCCCACUCAAGUUAAUGAAGAAAAUUUCCCCUGACUGCUGUGGCUUUGAAUAAAGAUUUUAAUGUAUUAACAUCUCUACUACAUUUCUGCCAGAUCAUGUAUUUCUGGAGGACUUCAGCAUAUUACAGUUCAAGACUGUGACUCAGGAGCUGUGUCAGCAAGGCACACUGUGUCAUUGGGCAAGUCCCUUGUACUUUUUCCAGUAGUGCAAAGGGCAUCAUUUAGCUACCUCUGUUAAGUAUCAGAACAAUUUUAUCAUUGUGACUUGUGUUAAAGAUUGCACAUUUACUCUUACUGAGCUCAGCUCUAAUCUUAGUCCCACCGUACCAAUUACUUAAUAAAAAAUAGUGGCAGGGAGCUUCUGAGAGCUUACAGUCUUUGGAGAUAUAAGGAAACAUUAUUACUACCAUGCUGUGAAUGGAGAACUGAGGCAGAAAUCUGUCCAAGGUCACAUGAAACUUGAUUUUCUGAAUCCCAGUUGAAGACCUUAGUUGGCAGACCUUGCUUGUUAUCAGAAUGGAAUAAGGCUAGAAAUCCUGAAUAGACUUAGCAGUAGAAAUUCAGUGAAUAGCCAGUACAAUUUCGUAAUUCUCACUUGCUCCCACAUUGAUUUUCACAUAUUUUCUGUGUUGCCUUAUGUUCAGACUGUUUAAUUGAGUCAUUUUACAAGUUAAAGUAUACCAAAUCAGCUCUAUAAGAAGAACAAGAAAAAAAUCAUUUGUAGCCAAAAUUCCAUGUGCUUAAGUGAAAUGUAAAAUGCAAUAUUUCUAUGGUUUGGUGUUGGUGAAGCUACUUAUAAUUUGUAUGGUGUUACUCAGACAUUACUGUAAGAUGUAACAGUAAAAUAUAAUCUGAGUUAUUUUUUGAAUAUUUAUUACAGAUAUUAUUUUACAGUGGUUUUGAAUGUUGUAAAAUUAAAUAAAAUUACAUCUCGGAGAUGGGAAUUAUUUACCAAGAUAUGGAAGAACUAAGAUACAUAUUUUUCUUUAACCUUUUCUGCAGAUCUAUUCUACAGUUUAUUAGAUGCUUUUGAAGUGCCUGUGUCAUGUGUGGUAGGUAUUUAUAAGAUACUUAUUCAGCUACAAUGUAAAAUAGUGAAGUGAUCAAACCUAAUUAGAAAGCCAAUGAAUCUGUUAUUGAAUUAGAACAGUUCUCAUUUCCAUGGCUUUCCUAUAUUUCUCAUUCUGGUUUCCUGCAAUACCUGGCACAAUGGUAAUAAAGAGUAUCUUCUGCUCCUGAA
Tyto alba (common barn owl) is the source of this 2680-nucleotide messenger RNA. RefSeq names its product transmembrane protein 114 (gene TMEM114). The record is from RefSeq and is a predicted model, not a curated record. Lineage: Eukaryota; Metazoa; Chordata; Aves; Strigiformes; Tytonidae. The coding region runs from base 74 to 709 and encodes 211 amino acids. Gene Ontology annotation, cellular component: apical plasma membrane. The transcript is spliced from 5 exons.